AGCAUUUGCCUCGCAUCGAUCAUGACGCUCAAGGUCUCGCAGGCCCUUGAGCAGCACGAGCAGCACAACAAUCCGUCCAUUCUUGCAGGGGUGGAGGGCUACCUCGACGACGAAGACUGGGAAGAAGCGCGCGUGAAGCCGCGCCGGCGAAGCUCGAGUGUGGAGGCCACGCUGAGCUCGUGCUUCUCCUCCCUGUCGACUGGCCUCCACAGUGUCCGAUUCGCCGUGACAACGCGCGCCAAGAACCUCUGCGCGCGAGACGCGUCUCGUCGAGGCAGCCAACUACGCAACUCCAUGGUGAAGAUAUCUUCGACCCAACCGGAGCGUUCGCUGGCGAGAUCGAAUUCCAUGCCAGCUCCCUACCACCGAUCCAGCGAGCCGGGCCUCGACCUCUUCGGCGACGCCGAGGACGACGCCGGGAAUCCCGCUAACAUUUGUCUGUCGAAGUCCCCGUCCCCCCCUCAGCGGCGGUCGUCGACACCUGGAGGUAGACUGUCGAGGCUGCUGUCGACGCGGUCCUGGACACAAGGCACCAAGUAG
Messenger RNA from Phytophthora sojae, 540 nucleotides. RefSeq lists its product as hypothetical. The record is from RefSeq and is a predicted model, not a curated record. NCBI's taxonomy places the organism in Eukaryota, Oomycota, Peronosporomycetes, Peronosporales, Peronosporaceae. The transcript has a single exon. The annotation marks the transcript as partial.